CUGCGUAACUUAACGGCGGACUUGCAUAACGUGGUAACCAGGUUGCACCAUUGCCUCAAACAACAACACUCCCCUUCACUUUCAUUUGACUCCGAGACUUUUGUGACCAAAUUCUCCUCUAGACUGCUGUUUCACUGCACUCGUGUCCUAGCGCCGCGUCGUCUUCUGAACGCCGACUUCUUUCCCAUCCGCCGCCGAUCAUCGUCUCCUCCGCCUUUUCGACCCCUGCCGUGGCCACAAUCGAUUGCACAGACUGCAUAAGCUGCUGGAGGUAACUUCGAUCAGUCCACCGUUGCAGGAAGCAGCCGGUCAUCAUCAAACCGUAGCGGCGUGCUCCACGCACAUCAUGUCCAACGGCACCGGCGGCGGUGUCCGCAACCUACGGGCAAUGUUCGAGAACAACAGCCAGCCGGCUUCCCCAGACGUCCGCGGCCGAUCGCCCAGCGCUCGUAGCAACGAUGAUUCCAGCAGGCCGCUCUCCAAGGUCCGAACCAGCUUCGUCUCGGUUGAGCCCAUCAAGCGGAUUCGGAAUGACACACCAGAGCAGAGGGGAGACUCGGAUACUCAUCGUCGGGAAAGCUUCUCAUUGAACGAGAGCCGCCCAAGUGAUGCCGAGGCAUUGAGCGAGAUGAAGAAGACGGUAUCUCACGAGCUGGAGCUGCGCAAGUCAAAUAGCAGUGUGGCAGAGGUAGUGCCGGAGAAUGCCAUUGUCAGCGAAGCCCCGACUCCCUUCACAGCAGCCGAGAAGCAGCUGGAUACGUCUGCGGAGGCUAUCACGGUGCCGUCCGUCACAAGCACGAGCGUGAGCAGGGCGACGAGCGAGUCACGGCCAGAGACACAGGCGUUGGAUAGUUCCCCUCCUGCCGCUCCUGCUGCUCCCGCCGGUCAGCCAGCGAAGGACCAAACGUCUCCUUUCAGCACCUCCCCACGAGUCAUACGUAAUCUUGCCGAGAAUUUACGCACUCCCCAGCCUGCUGCUGGAAAGAAACCUCAACCACAACAACCACCCAACUCGCCCACACCGGCAGCUAAACGCCAAGAUGCGAAGAAGGUCGAGCCAAAAGCAAAACCUGCUCAAGCUUCGGCGCCAGCCUCAGCACCAGCCUCAACAACCGCCCAGCCAGAGGUAGCUGAGAAGGCACAACCAAAACCCGUGCAAGAGACGCCCAAGAAGACUGGGACAGAACGCCCAGGGCGAACAAGCUCAAGGGUCUCGUCAGGCACGGUUACAACAGGAGGUUUUGUGAAGCCCAAGCCGCGUUCCCCUACCAGGCCGGUCAAACUGCCCGCGCAUCUCAUCGCACCAACGGCUUCGUCGGCCGCCAAGCAUGGCGAUUCUCCUCCUAGUCAGCGAACUCUCAGCCGACGCUCAUCCACCAUCAGCACAGCGUCUAGACGUCCCUCGAUACGUGCUGCGCACCCCCCAAAGCAGACUCGACCGAAGCAAGCCGCACACCCCCCCGCUGCGACGGAGAACAAAUCGCCUCCGCCGAAAUCGCCGACGGCACCUUCGACUUUCCUUGAGCGCAUGAUGCGUCCGACAGCUAGCUCGGCUUCCAAAGUAAAGGAAAAGAUCGACACAACUAAGGGGAAGAAGUAGUGACAGUACGUUGUAGCGACACCAGAAUACGGCUGGCAUUUGAUGGAAUUUUUUUUUCGAAUCCCGUCUCACUCGUAUGCAGCUUUCAGCACAGUAUGAAGAUGGCCAUUGUUAUAUUUGCCGCGAGAAAAAGUUUGACUAGGCUGCAUCGUGACGGCGCUUGUAUUCACCAUGCACGAUACUCCACAUAGUAAUUUCGUUUGCGCAACUUUUUUUUCGCAGACAUGGAUGGAAAGCAGAUUCAGUUACUCUGAAAUAAGGGGGAUCGAAGCGCAGUUCUUUUUUAUUUUUUUUUCUUUUUCCCCCCUCUUUUUUAAAUGUUCGAUUGGAAGAUUUAGCAUAGCGAGAAGGAGUUUUUCAAGCCGUUGAAGCUCCGGUUAGCGUAUCAAUUGAGGAGAUAAG
This is a messenger RNA of Verruconis gallopava, 2002 nucleotides long. RefSeq lists its product as uncharacterized. The coding region runs from base 347 to 1600 and encodes 417 amino acids. Lineage: Eukaryota; Fungi; Ascomycota; Dothideomycetes; Venturiales; Sympoventuriaceae. The record is from RefSeq and is a predicted model, not a curated record. The transcript has a single exon.